AUGUCCCGAGCACCAGAUCGCACCUUCUCCUUUGAUGACGACGACGAAAUAGCUCUCGACGCAAACCGGAGAAACUACCUUUCACAGGACAACAAUACCUUCCGAGAAGCGCAGCCUUCCCCUCCUCCAGGCUAUACAGACUCUCCGACCAGACUCUACAAUGAUCGUCCACCUUCACCUCCAGCUCAUCGAUAUACGCCUUACCAACCCCCCCAACCCACCGGCCCUAUCGACUCUCAAACGGCCCGCCCUCGGAUUGCAGUAAACACUAGACAAGCCCGAGAGGGUGCUUACGGUAGUCGGGACCUGGGUCACUCCGCCUCGAACCGGACCGCAUCAACAAUAACCCCAGGAGCUGACAACUGGGGGGAUAGAGCUGUUGGCGGUGGAAUGACAGGUAUCGCUUUGGGCGUUGCCAAUACGAACGAACGGGAAAGUGGUAUAGAAGCAUUACGAUCGCUGGACGGCACACAACCCGCUAGAGGUCUUCCACCAGAGCGCUACGACACGAUGCCGUCAGAUACGCCAAAUAUACCUGCUCCCCUAUUCCAUAGUCGCGAUCCAUUCACCUCGCCAGCUCUCUCAGGCAGGUCUAAUCCCUUUGAAGAUGAAAGAGGUGACAUUUCACCUUCACCUGGAGAUCUCACUCCUCGGGGCUACCCUUCUACGCACAGUAUUCCCAUGAGUGAGUAUCCUCCACAAGAUGUCUACGAAAAUGCCCGCAGCUCAUACACGGACAAUCCUUACAAACGUUUCUCUACCGCCUGGGAUGCUCGAGUAGGGCGGGGUGAUAUUGACCCAAACGAGAUUGAAGAUGAUGGCGAUGAUUAUGGGGCACCACCAAUAAAGCCAAGGAGGUCGAUGCUAGGUCUCAACGGCGAAGGUGCGGCGACUGCAGCUGGAGGUGCUGCUGCCACCGGAGGAAUCUUGGGGGCGCUGGGAGGUCUUGUCGGAAAGACCGCUGCUGGUAGCAACGGGGCACGGGACCCUUCUGGUCAAUACGGUGCUGUGCCUGGAUCAUCCGGACCCGGCGUUGAUGACGGCGUUGAGAAGAGCGCUUGGCUCAGCAAGCAGACCUCUGGAAGGAGAAGAUUGCAGUGGAUUGUGGGCACCAUUGUUGUUUUGGCAAUUAUUGGUGGAAUAGUUGGCGGAGUGAUUGCUGCGUUGCGCAGCCGCAGUUCUAGCAGCUCUGAUAAUUCCUCAUCCUCCGGCCAAUCCUCUGGACCGACCGAUAGUGAUUUGGAUAUGAACUCACCAGAGAUCAAAAAGCUGAUGGAUAAUUCUAAUCUCCACAAGGUCUUCCCAGGAAUGGACUACACACCAUUCAACGCGCAGUAUCCUGCGUGUUUGACCAACCCUCCCAGUCAAGACAAUGUCACGAUGGACAUCGCUGUGCUGUCGCAGCUUACCAACGCCGUUCGAUUAUAUGGAACCGACUGUAACCAGACGCAGAUGGUUCUCCAUGCCAUCGAUAAAUUAUCACUCCCGGAUAUGAAAGUCUGGUUAGGCGUAUGGCUGGACAACAACAGCACAACCAGCAAUCGCGGCCUCGAUGCUAUGUAUCAAAUCAUUUCUCAGUACGGCGCCAGCCCUUUCGCUGGAGUCAUCGUUGGGAACGAGGUUCUUUACCGCAAAGACAUGACAGAGACACAGCUGAGCGAUCUCCUCGGAGGCGUCAAGACGAAUUUCACAAAUCAAAAAAUUGACCUUGAUAUCGCCACCUCAGAUCUGGGUGAUAAUUGGAUCGCGGCCCUUACCGACAACGUUGAUUAUGUCAUGUCGAACAUCCAUCCGUUCUUUGCAGGUGUUGCGGCGGAAAUAGCAGCUGGCUGGACUUGGGAUUUCUGGCAGGACUUUGAUACAGUCCUGACCAAUGGGACGACGAAGCAGAAUGUCAUCUCUGAGACCGGUUGGCCGAGUGGAGGUGGUACGGAUUGUGGAGAGGCCAGUACCUGCGUCAAUGGUAGUGUGGCGGGUAUUGAUGGGAUGAACACCUACAUGGAUACCUUCGUUUGUCAAAGUCUAACCAAUAAGACGAACUACUUCUGGUUCGAAGCUUUCGAUGAGCCAUGGAAACAGAGUCUCAAUACGCCUGGCAAGGAAUGGGAAGACAAAUGGGGUUUGAUGGAUCCGGGUCGAAAUUUGAAGCCUGGAUUGACCAUCCCCAAUUGUGGAGGCCAGACUGUCACGUAG
Molecule: messenger RNA, 2193 nt
Organism: Letharia lupina
Lineage: Eukaryota; Fungi; Ascomycota; Lecanoromycetes; Lecanorales; Parmeliaceae
Exons: 2
Coding region: 1-2193 (730 amino acids)
Biological process (GO): carbohydrate metabolic process; cell wall organization
Cellular component (GO): fungal-type cell wall; extracellular region; cell surface
Molecular function (GO): glucan endo-1,3-beta-D-glucosidase activity; 1,3-beta-glucanosyltransferase activity
Source: RefSeq, a predicted model, not a curated record